Messenger RNA from Sorex araneus (European shrew), 1698 nucleotides. RefSeq names its product TNF receptor superfamily member 8 (gene TNFRSF8). The transcript is spliced from 15 exons. Gene Ontology annotation, molecular function: transmembrane signaling receptor activity; protein binding. Lineage: Eukaryota; Metazoa; Chordata; Mammalia; Eulipotyphla; Soricidae. The record is from RefSeq and is a predicted model, not a curated record. The coding region runs from base 1 to 1698 and encodes 565 amino acids. Gene Ontology annotation, biological process: signal transduction.
AUGCGCGUCCUCUGGGUCCCCGCGCUGGCGCUCCUGGGCGCGCUGCGAGCCUUCCCGCAGGAUCGAGCCUGCAGAGAGGCGUGUCCCGGGGGCUUCCACUUGGACCAGGCCGGGAGAUGCUGCUGCCGCUGCCCUGAGGGACACAUCCCACAGCAGCCGUGCCCGCAGCAGGCUGCCCACUGCCGGAAACGGAAACGCUGCGACCCCGACUACUACCUGAGCCCGGCUGGGCGCUGCACGGCCUGUGUGGGCUGCUCUCGAGAUGACCUGGUGGAGAUGUCGCCCUGCUCAUGGAACGCCUCCCGCGUCUGCGCCUGCCGCCCCGGCCUGUUCUGUGUCACGCCCGUCACCAACUCCUGUGCCCGCUGCGCACCCCACUCCGUCUGUCCCCCUGGCUUGAUUGUCAAGUUCCAAGGCACUGCGGAGAGCGACACCAUCUGUGGGCCACCUGCAUCAGAGAUCAGCUCAGAGGACCUCGGACACCCAGCCAGUGACCUGCACCCAGCCAAGCCCUUCCUGACCUCCCAGGCUGACCCCAAGGCCAGGACCACACUUCUCGAAGGGGACACCCCCUUGGCCCCAGAAAAUGCUUCUGAAAGGACCCACUCACCCUCCCCUGUGGGGAAGCCCAGUGCGGAUCCACACGCAGGGCGGCCCCCGCAGCCCUGCCCUCCGGGGUCCCCCCACUGCCGGAAGCAGUGCGACCCCGACUACUACCUGGACAGGACCGGCCGCUGCAUGGCCUGUGUGAGCUGCUCUCAAGACAAGGACCUGGUGGAGAAGACCCCCUGCUUCUGGAACGCCUCCCGCGUCUGCGCCUGCCGCCCCGGCCUGGUCUGCGCCACGUCCGCUGCCAACUCCUGUGCCCGCUGCGUCCCCCGCCCCAGCUGCCCGCUGGGGACCGUCGCCAAACUCCAGGGCAUGGCUGAGAGGGUCGGCACCGACCAGCCACCUGCGCCCGAGACCCACCCUGACUGUGGUCACGGCCCAGAGGACCAGGGCCCCUCCAGCGUCACCCCCUCCCUGAGCCCCCUGUUGGAGUCCCAGACCAGCGGGGAGCUGGCAAGGGGCCCCGCGCUCGUCUGGCUGUUCGUGGCGUUGCUGCUGGUGGGCGGUGCCAGUUUCUUCGCCCUGUGCCACCGGCGAACCUGCAGCAUGUGGCUCAGACACAAGCUGCUCCCGUGCCCCCCGAUCCAGCCCCUCCGGCCCAAGCUGCCUCCCGGGGAGUCCAGGCCCGGGAGGAGCCCGACGGAGCUAAAGAGGGACAUCUCAGUGCUCGAACCCAGUACAGAAGAUGGGGGACUGCUGAGCGGCCCCUUGGUGGAGACCUGUCUGCACACGGGUGCAGCCCCCGCCCCCGAGAACCGGCCACUGCUGGACGCCAGCCCGGCCCGCAGCCCCGCGGCCUCCUGGGACCUGGCCGAGCCCCGGGGCGCCGGGGAGCACACUAACAACAGGAUCGAGAAAAUCUACAUCAUGAAGGCGGAAACUGUGAUCGUGGGGUCUGUGAAGACGGAGGUGCCCGAGGGCCGGGGCCCGGCGGGGCCUGAGUUCCAGGAGGACCCGGAAGUGGACAGUGCCCCCCACUACCCGGAGCAGGAGACGGAGCCCCCCCGGAGCAGCGGCGGGGAGGUCAUGUUCUCUGUGGAGGAGGAGGGGAAGGAGGACCCCCUGCCCACGGCCGCCUCUGGGGACUGA